This is a messenger RNA of Salvelinus fontinalis (brook trout), 7797 nucleotides long. RefSeq lists its product as uncharacterized. Gene Ontology annotation, biological process: regulation of apoptotic process. Gene Ontology annotation, molecular function: protein binding. The record is from RefSeq and is a predicted model, not a curated record. The coding region runs from base 49 to 6285 and encodes 2078 amino acids. NCBI's taxonomy places the organism in Eukaryota, Metazoa, Chordata, Actinopteri, Salmoniformes, Salmonidae. The transcript has 19 exons.
UUCUGUUAUUUCUUAUUGUAGCUGAGUGAGCUGUGACUUACAUCUAAAAUGAGUCUCUCUGGGGAGAGAGAGGAGGAGACCACUGCCUCUAAAAUGAGUCUCUCUGGGGAGAGAGAGGAGAAGACCACUGCCUCUAAAAUGAGUCUCUCUGGGGAGAUAGAGGAGGGGACCACUGCCUCUAAAAUGAGUCUCUCUGGGGAGAGAGAGGAGGGGACCACUGCCUCUAAAAUGAGUCUCUCUGGGGAGAUAGAGGAGGGGACCACUGCCUCUAAAAUGAGUCUCUCUGGGGAGAGAGAGGUGGAGACCACUGCCUCUAAAAUGAGUAUCUCUGGGGAGAGAGAGGAGGAGACCACUGCCUCCAAAAUGAUUCAAGACACCAGUUCUAAGAGUGUCCAGACGCCCAGAGCAGAGUCACCUACAACCAGCCUGCUAUCAAUGAAGAGUGAUCAGCCACCUGAUUUCAGCCAGGAACCAUUACCAGAUGACAAUAAGGAAGUGGAGAGUUUGGGCAGUGAGGAUGCAUUAAAGAUCACACACAACCUUCUGGACAGAAGAAGUCAAACUCUGCUGACAGUCCAACAAGACAUUAAGGCUAAACUGAAACACAAGUAUCAACACAUAUCUGAAGGAAUUGGACACCAUGGAAACCAAAGUCUGUUCAAGGACAUCUACACAGAGCUCUACAUCACAGAGGGUGGAAGUGGAGGGCUCAAUAAUGAACAUGAGGUUAGACAGAUAGAGAUGGCAUCCAAGAAACAAACCACACAAGAGACACCAAUCAAAUGCAACGACAUCUUCAAGACUUUACCUGGACAAGACAAACCUAUCAGAACUGUGCUGACAAAAGGAAUCGCUGGCAUUGGAAAAACAGUCUCUGUGCAGAAGGUCAUCCUUGACUGGGCAGAGGGAAAAGCAAAUCAGGACGUUCAUUUCAUGUUUCCUCUUCCUUUCCGUGAUCUGAACCUGAAAAAGGACCAAUACAGUCUGAUGCAACUUCUUUCCCACUUCUUCUCAGAGCUGAAAAAGAUUGACAGCAUUGAAGAUGGUGAAACCAAAACUGUUUUCAUUUUUGAUGGUCUGGAUGAGUGUCGACUUCCUCUAGACUUCAAAAACAAUGAGAAGUGCUGUGAUGUCAUGAAGCCAACCUCAGUGGACGUGCUGCUGACAAACCUCAUCGAGGGGACUGUGCUUCCCUCUGCUCUCCUCUGGAUAACCUCACGGCCUGCAGCAGCCAAUCAGAUCCCUCCUGAGUGUAUUGACAAGGUGACAGAGGUACGAGGGUUCAAUGAUCCACAUAAGGUGAAGUAUUUCAGGAAGAAAAUCACAGAUCAGAAUCUGGCCAAUGAAAUCAUCAAACACAUGAAGAAAUCAAGGAGCCUCCACAUCAUGUGCCACAUACCAGUCUUCUGUUGGAUAUCAGCCACUGUCCUUGAGAUGAUGCUGAAAGAGAAAGAGAAGGAUGAAGUCCCCAAAACUCUGACCCAGAUGUACUCACACUUCAUUCUCAUCCAAAUCAUUGUGAAGAACAAUAAGUACAACAAAGCCACAGAGACAAACCCAAAGGAACUGUCUCAGUCAGACAAAGAGAUGAUCCUGAAACUGGCAAAGCUGGCUUUCCAACAGCUGCAGAAGGGCAACCUGAUCUUCUAUGAGGAGGACCUGAGAGAGUGUGACCUUGAUGUCACAGAGGCAUCAGAGUACUCAGCAUUGUGUACAGAGAUCUUUAAAGAAGAAUCUGGGCUGUACCAAGAGAAGGUCUACAGCUUUGUACAUCUGAGCAUUCAGGAGUUUCUAGCAGCAGUUCAUGCUUUAGAAUCAUGUCUGGACAAGAAGGAAAAUGUGUUCUCCCCCAAAGCAGUCACUAAGGGUCAAGACAAUUAUGAAAAGAGCCGACACAAAUUCUGGUCAUACAAGUUGACGUCCGACAAGUUGACGUCCAACAAGUUGACAUCCGACAAGUUGACUUCCGACAAGUUGACUUCCGACAAGUUGACUUCCGACAAGUUGACGUCCGACAAGCUGACGUCCAACAAGUUGACGUCCGACAAGCUGACGUCCGACAAGUUGACAACCGACAAGUUGACGUCCGACAAGUUGACGUCCGACAAGUUGACGUCCAACAAGUUGACGUCCGACAAGCUGACGUCCGACAAGUUGACAACUGACAAGUUGACGUCCGACAAGUUGACGUCCGACAAGUUGACGUCCGACAAGUUGACAACUGACAAGUUGACGUCCGACAAGUUGAUGUCCGACAAGCUGACGUCCGACAAGUUGACAACUGACAAGUUGACGUCCGACAAGUUGACGUCCGACAAGUUGACGUCCGACAAGUUGACGUCCGACAAGUUGACAUCCGACAAGUUGACGUCCGACAAGUUGACAACUGACAAGUUGACGUCCGACAAGUUGACGUCCGACAAGUUGACGUCCGACAAGUUGACAACUGACAAGUUGACAUCCGACAAGUUGACAACUGACAAGUUGACGUCCGACAAGUUGACAUCCGACAAGUUGACGUCCGACAAGUUGACGUCCGACAAGUUGACGUCCGACAAGCUGACGUCCGACAAGUUGAGGUCAGACGAUGAUGAUGAUUCCGAUGAUGAUGAAGAAGAAAAUGAUGACGACGAUGAAGAGGAGUCAAUCCAGUUGUCUGACUUACACAGGAGAGCAGUGGACCAGGCCUUGAAGAGUGAGAAUGGACACCUGGACCUGUUCCUCCGCUUCCUUCUGGGUCUCUCACUGGAGUCCAAUCAGAAUCUGUUACGAGGCCUUCUAACACAGGUAGGAAGUACAACACAGACCAAUGAGGAAACAGCUGAGAGAACAGUCAGGUACCUUUCAGACAAGAUCAACCAGGAAUCCUCACCAGAAAGGAUCAUCAACUUGUUCCACUGUCUGAAUGAACUUGGUGCCAACUCUCUAGUUGAAGACAUGCAGACCUCCCUGCGAUCAGGAACUCUUUCAGAAACAAGACUAAAACCUGACCAAUGCUCGGCCCUGGCCUACCUGUUACUGAUGUCAGAGGAGGUGCUGGAGGAGUUUGACCUGAAGACAUACAACACAUCAAAGGAAGGUUGUCAGAGGUUGCUGCCGGUAGUGAAAACCUGCAGGAGAGCACGACUGGAUCACUGUAAACUCACAUAUGAAUCCUGGGAGACUCUGACCUCAGCUCUGCAGACACCAAACUCCCCCCUGAGAGAACUGGACCUCAGCUACAAUGACCUGGGAGACAGAGGAGUGGAGCUGCUCUGUGUUGGACUAACCAGUCCACUCUGCAACAUACAGACACUAGUUCUGGGUCAGUGUGGUCUGACAGAGGGUUGCUGUUCACAUCUGGCCUCUGUCCUGAGUUCACCCAACUCACAACUGAAACAACUGGAGCUGAGAGACAAUGACCUGCAGGACUCAGGAGUUACACUGCUGUCUGCUGGACUGGAGGAUCCAGGCUGUAAACUACACACACUGGGGUCGGUACUGAGCUUAGUUACACUGCUGUCUGCUGGACUGGAGGAUCCAGGCUGUAAACUACACACACUGGGGCUGUCUGGCUGUCUGGUCACAGAGGAGGGCUGUGCUGCUCUGUCUUCAGCUCUGAGGUCAAACCCCUCCCACCUGAAAGAGCUGGACCUGAGCUACAAUCACCCAGGAGACUCUGCAGGAGGACUGCUUUCAGCUGCUCUGAUGGAUCCCACAUCUAAACUGAUGAAGCUGAAUGUGGAUCAUGGUGGAGAGUGCUGGCUGAAAUCAGGGCUGAGGAAAUAUGCCUGUCAUCUCACCCUGGACCCAAACACAGCAAACCCAAACCUGAUACUGUCUGAGGGAAACAGGAAGGUGACAUUGUUGGUGGAGAAGCAGCAUUAUGAAGACCAUCCAGACAGAUUUGACGCAUAUCCCCAAGUUCUCUGCAGACAAGGCUUAUCUGGAUGUCGUUAUUACUGGGAGGUGGAGAGGGAUGGUGACUGGGCUGACAUUGGCGUGGUGUACAAAGGAAUGAAGAGGAAGGGAAGGGAGGAUGACAGUUGGAUUGGACUCAAUAGGAAGUCUUGGUGUUUAUACUGCUAUGAUAGUGCUUAUGAAUUUAUCCAAGCUGGAGUUAGCAGAUCCAUCUCUGGUCCUGUUUCUAACAGAGUUGGAGUGUUUCUGGACUGGUCAGCUGGUACUUUGUCCUUCUAUAGUGUGUCCUCCUCUGGUACACUGACACACCUCUACACAGAACACACCACAUUCACUGAACCCCUCUAUCCUGGGUUUGGGGUUUCCUCCUCAGUGACCCUGUGUCAGAUAGAUGACCAACACAUUCAGAGAGAACAUGGUGGAGAGAGUUGGAUCAAGCCUGGACCUGAGGACACCAGAGACCAUGGUGGAGAGUGUUGGAUCAAGCCUGAACCUGAGGACACCAGAGAACAUGGUGGACACUGUUGGAUCAAGUGUGGACCUGAGGACACCAGAGACCAUGGUGGAGAGUGUUGGAUCAAGCCUGGACCUGAGAACACCAGAGACCAUGGUGGAGAGUGUUGGAUCAAGUCUGGACCUGAGGACACCAGAGACCAUGGUGGAGAGAGUUGGAUCAAGCCUGGACCUGAGAACACCAGAGACCAUGGUGGAGAGUGUUGGAUCAAGCCUGGACCUGAGGACACCAGAGAACAUGGUGGACAGUGUUGGAUCAAGUCUGGACCUGAGGACACCAGAGACCAUGGUGGAGAGUGUUGGAUCAAGCCUGGACCUGAGAACACCAGAGACCAUGGUGGAGAGUGUUGGAUCAAGUCUGGACCUGAGGACACCAGAGACCAUGGUAGAGAGAGUUGGAUCAAGCCUGGACCUGAGAACACCAGAGACCAUGGUGGAGAGUGUUGGAUCAAGCCUGGACCUGAGAACACCAGAGACAAUGGUGGAGAGUGUUGGAUCAAGUCUGGACCUGAGGACACCAGAUACCAUGGUGGAGAGUGUUGGAUCAAGCCUGGACCUGAGAACAACAGAGACCAUGGUGGACAGUGUUGGAUCAAGCCUGGACCUGAGAACACCAGAGACCAUGGUGGAGAGUGUUGGAUCAAGCCUGGACCUGAGAACACCAGAGACCAUGGAGGAGAGUGUUGGAUCAAGCCUGGACCUGAGAAAUGGAUUCCUCAGAGCUGUAAGACUUGUGACCAUGUUGAGGACUCCACACACUGGCUUCAGAUUGAACCCUUGACUUCCACUGUCCAGGGAGUGACAAUGUUCAGGCACAGGACACCCAAAGGGAGUUAUGAGUGCACAGUGUCUGGGCUCCGCUGGCUGUGUGAGAGAGAUGUCAUUCUGAAGUAUCACUUCAGGAACUGGGAACCGUACAGUCAACUUCUGAAUGACAUGCAGUACACACAAGGUGGUCCAUUGCUGGACAUCACUAUGGAGUUAGGUGAACUGGAGGAAGUUCAUCUGCCACACUUUGUCUGUUUAGGGACCAACCCUUCCCUGAGGAAUGAGAUGAAGAUUCUUCAUGUAGAGGAACAUGGAGUGUCUUUAGAGGAAGUGCAUGAGGUCACCAGAUUCCAUGCUAAGAUUCUCCAUCCCAAGUUCUCAGCUAUCUCUCUGAUACUGAGAUUACUGUCUUGGAACGUAGAUGUCCACUGUGAUGUGGUCCUCUAUUUGGCAGUAAAAAGGUCAACAGUAAUUUCAAGGCUGUACCUGCUCCUCAGAAACUCCAGUCAGAAAGAGGCUGUUCAGGAACGGGAGAAAAAUCAGCUGUCCCAAGGAUAUUCAGAAUUGGUCCUGUCAAGUCCAAAUGGGUCCUUAAAGCUGAACAGUUGGUUUGCACUCAAGAAUCCCCACUCCACUUCCAUCAAUCCAGAGAAGAUUCAGGUGUUACCUGCAGACACCACACCAAGCUGUUGUCAGAUGGUUAUGGGAAACACAGGGGUUGACAUUGAGAUGGAGUUAAUCGGGGAUGAUGAGAGGACAGUAUGGAAAUCAGUGGUAUCAAAAGACGUAUACAGCAACGAUUCUCAUCCAAUAUCAUUAACAGUCCCUGGGAUUCCUGCUGAGGAGUUUCUGAAGAAACACAGGGCUGUACUCAUUCAGGGAGUCAAAAACCCAAUGCCGAUAGCAGAUGUUCUGUCAUCAAAGGGCAUGAUUGGUGAUGAAGAGUACUCCAGAAUAACAGCUGAAACAACUGAACAGGAGCGAAUGAGAGAACUACUGAAUGCAGUCCUCCCUAAAGGACCAGAAGUGAUGGGAGCUUGUCUCAAAGCUCUCAGUGAACAUGAACACCAUCUUGUUAAGCACUUGAGUGAAUCUAGCACCUAAUCUGAAGAUGCUGAGGCCUGUCUCCUAGUCUGUGGACAAAGACACUUCUCCACCUAAUCUGAAGAUGCUGAGGCCUGUCUCCUAGUCUGUGGACAAAGACACUUCUCCACCUAAUCUGAAGAUGCUGAGGCCUGUCUCCUAGUCUGUGGACAAAGACGCUUCUCCACCUAAUCUGAAGAUGCUGAGGCCUGUCUCCUAGUCUGUGGACAAAGACACUUCUCCACCUAAUCUGAAGAUGCUGAGGCCUGUCUCCUAGUCUGUGGGCAAAGACACUUCUCCACCUAAUCUGAAGAUGCUGAGGCCUGUCUCCUAGUCUGUGGACAAAGACACUUCUCCACCUAAUCUGAAGAUGCUGAGGCCUGUCUCCUAGUCUGUGGACAAAGACACUUAAAUUAUUGUUAGGGAAAUUAUGUUUGCUUUUCUUUUAACAAAUGUCUGUAUUUUAUUCAUGUGCUGUUCUAUAAACAAAUUUGUGUGUUCAUCAAGUGUCUGACGAGAUAUCUCAGUUUCAAGGUCUCAUCUUAGAGAGAAGAAGACUGGUGAGGUGUUGGUCUGUCAAAUGCUAUGAACCAGUAUUGCGGUUAGCUAGUUGCGAGGAUCCAGAUGAAAAUGUUCAGAGUUUGCGGUAGGAAUCCGGGGAUAUGGAGAGAAAAAUAGGUACUUUAUGCUCUGGUUUGAGUCACGUUGUACGAACUGGCGAGAGCUUUCCGAGCUAAAGGUUAGCUGAUGACCACUAGCAGUGGUUUGCUGACUGAUAGCUGGUAGCUGGCUAGCUUCAGUUGAGGGAUUCCAGAUUCCAGAUUCCAGUAGAAAUACUUUAGAAAAAAAAACAGAUCCACGCCACAUUGGGUGAGGCUGGUUGCAGGAGAGUAUUUAGAAGUUGAGGUUUAAGAAAAUAUUUUUAAAAGAAUUUGAAUAAAAAUAUAUACAGAAGGAACACGACAGGACAAAGACGUCUGACUGCUACGCCAUCUUGGAUUUAUGUUGGAUCUUUCUGUUGGAUAUCUUGGAUAAUGUUUGGUUAUUUGUAUUACUGCUGUUACCAUGGCAAUUAUCUAGUAACAAUUACUUUUAAUGCUGUUAACAAAUGUCAAUGCUAUAUUAUUAUUUGUGCUAUAAAGAAUAUUGACUUCAUUGCGUUUUUCAUAUUGUUAAACAACAUUCUAAGUCUGCUAACAUUUCCUCAUAAAAUGUUACACAUUUCAACCAUUUGUAUUAUUUUUCAUCAUCAUCACUGCGGGACUUUUAUUUUGAAGGAAAAUCACAGAGAUCACAACCUUAUUUUCUUGCUAGGUCUUCUUACUGGCAGAACGGAGGUGAAGCGAAGCAGCGGCACCAUUGAGCUAUAAUAAGAGACACUUUCCUCUACUUCCUUAUUAAUGGACUUCCUGUUUCAACACAGUGGGCGGAUUCAACACCUAUAGGUUUAUUUGUUGAUAUUUAUGUCAUGUAAAGUCUUCAUACACUUAAUACCAGUAUUCAGCCUAUAAAUUAAGAUUCUAACUAGUAAAA